Messenger RNA from Entrophospora candida, 1242 nucleotides. The record is from the annotation of a GenBank genome assembly. NCBI's taxonomy places the organism in Eukaryota, Fungi, Glomeromycota, Glomeromycetes, Entrophosporales, Entrophosporaceae.
AUGUCUGAAAAUUACUUUUACCUCAAUCGCAAUCAACCAAACCGUGUAUUAUAUUUCAAAGAAUGGCUCCCCAGUAUUUAUCUACCAAGUGUUAAAAUUUUGAGAAGAAAUAACGUUAAUGUUGCAGAAACCCAAUAUCGCCAAGAGAUUCGAGACGCUAUAACCACUUGUGGCGAGGAGCAACGUCGGACAUUUUAUAAGGAAGUUUGGACCAAAGAAAAGGAGAAGCGUCAAACUCUAGAACAAGAACGUAAUGUCAAUAUAAUUCAAGAAAAUAUCGAAUUUAUAUUAGGCAGAUGUAGAGCUAAGAUAGAAAAUGGUUGCUCAGAUACUAUCAUGCUUGCAUAUACCGAAGUUAUCCGCCAUUUGGAACGGUUGGAUUUGGCAUCGAUUAGACCAGAAGCUCCUCUAGCAUCCGGUGUUAUUGAUCUUUCGGGUAGUGAGGAUCCAUUUACAAAUUUAUUAUCAUCGAGGACAAAGCAGAUUUUGAUGCAUCAUACAUUCCAUAACGAUGAUUUCCCGGGAGAAAUAAAUAUGAUGAUGGAUGAUUUCGUAAGCACAUAUAGAGAUUUGGGACCCGAUUUCGAUCCAGUAUUCAUGGGACCAAUCGCUUUCCCACAUGGGGAGAUGACCGUUGAAACCAGACGUAUACUGAUGACGGUUUUUGACUUAUUAGAAGGAUUACCGUUGUUGACAGAAGAUGAAUAUAGCGAGAAUGCUUAUGUGAUCCAUGCAGUAUCGAAGGUUCUGGACCCAAUCCUCAAAUAUUCAAAAUGGCCACUCAAGCGUGCAUGGAUGGAACGGAUGGAAGCUACGAAUUCGGGGAAGAAGCCGGAUCUGCAGGUUUUGCUAAAGCUUGAUAUGGUAGAAAGUGAACUCGUACUUGCUGAAGUUUCACGAUUACUCCCUCAACAAAGUAAAGAAACUAUAGACUGGAAGAAAUUGGUACGUAUUUGCAAAGAUUGUUUUGAUGAGCGAUAUAAUUUUUUCUUUGAUGGGAGAGACGAUACCACCGACACGGCUAGAUCGUUAAAUAUCGAGCUAGGGAAAGUUCCCGUUUUAGGUAUCCAAAUCGUUGAAGAAUUUUUAAAGAAUGCUCUUAAAUUGAGAUCCGUGGUUGAAAAAAUUAUCGCAAUGGCGGUGGGUGUGAAAGAUGAAAUUAAUCUUUUGCCAGUAAUCGAAGAUCGGGCACCAUCAUCAUCAAUGAUGUCGACCACAUAUUCUCCACCAAGAAGUUAUUAG